AUGGAAUCCCAAGCCCUAACCACCGGCGGGCUUGUACAGGCCCAGAAUCAAAGACACCUCAGGAAUCAUGCCAGAUUGGAGGCACGUACAAUUGAACUGGCACAUCAAUUCCAACGGCAGCGGGCCGAGAAAACCAACAAAUCGUACGACAAGCCGCAGGAGGAAUACCGAGAGUGGUGCCAUGAGCAUGGAUUUGCGGAUGGGGAGAGUGUCACUGAGAAGAAGUUGCUGUUAUUUCUUGAUAAGUGCGUUGUGGACCGUCCGAUCCGGCGCUCUCGCUAUAAGAAGGCUCGUACGGAUGAGCAAGGAGAGCCAGUGACCUAA
Molecule: messenger RNA, 324 nt
Organism: Talaromyces marneffei
Lineage: Eukaryota; Fungi; Ascomycota; Eurotiomycetes; Eurotiales; Trichocomaceae
Exons: 1
Coding region: 1-324 (107 amino acids)
Source: RefSeq, a predicted model, not a curated record